Messenger RNA from Mytilus californianus (California mussel), 1822 nucleotides. Its product is annotated as 4-hydroxybutyrate coenzyme A transferase-like. Gene Ontology annotation, cellular component: mitochondrion. Gene Ontology annotation, biological process: acetate metabolic process. Gene Ontology annotation, molecular function: acetate CoA-transferase activity. The record is from RefSeq and is a predicted model, not a curated record. The coding region runs from base 16 to 1443 and encodes 475 amino acids. NCBI's taxonomy places the organism in Eukaryota, Metazoa, Mollusca, Bivalvia, Mytilida, Mytilidae. The transcript has 7 exons.
GAUGAGUUUUUUAUCAUGGCAUUUUCAUUGCGGUGUAUACAUUCGAGUUUACGAAUUCUUGACAAAUUGGGAGUUGGACACAUGGGAGUGAGAAGUUUUUACCUAUAUGCUCCCGAACCAUUCCAUCCACUGGCAGAUACAUAUCCUCAGAAGAAAACAGCUGAGGAAGCAGUUCAAGUUAUUCAGUCUGGGCAUAAAGUCUUCAUCCAUGGAGCUGCAGCUACUCCAUUGCCAUUAAUUGAGGCUAUGUGUGACCAUGGAAUGAACUCACGAUUGAAGAAUGUAGAGCUGAUACAUCUCCAUACCGAGGGCGCAGGGAGAUACAAUAAUCCCGAAUUCCAAGGAAUAUUUAGAUCGAAUUCACUCUUCCUUGCUGCUAAUUCUCGUUCUGCAGUGAGUGAAGGUAGAGCUGACAGUACACCUAUAUUUCUCUAUGAGAUACCAUUGUUAUUUCGACUGAAGAAGAUUGAGCUUGACGUAGCUUUGAUAUCAGUAACACCGCCAGAUAAACAUGGAUUCUGUUCCUUAGGACCCAGUGUUGAUUGUACCCGUGCUGCGAUACAGAAUGCCAAGUAUAUCAUCGGUGUCGCCAAUAAACACCUACCGAGAACAAUAGGAGACGGCAUGAUCCACCAGUCGCACUUAGAUGCUAUUGUAGACUGUGACUUCCUUAUUCCAGAACUUUCCAUAAGUAAACCGUCUCAAGAGGAGAAAAAGAUCGGAAGGCUGAUAGCAGAUAAUCUAGUAGAAGAUGGCGCUACGCUACAAAUGGGUAUUGGUUCUAUACCAAACGCAGUUUUAGCGGAACUAAGGGAUCAUAAAGAUUUAGGAGUACAUUCAGAAAUGUUUAGUGAUGGUGUGGUAGACCUAGUAGAAAACGGGAAUAUAACAAAUGCUCUGAAAAACGUACAAACGGGGAAUAUUAUUAGCACAUUUGCUAUUGGAACCAAACGGUUGUACGAGUUCAUGGACGACAAUCCUUUUGUUGAAAUGUGUGAUGUUUCUUUCACAAAUAGUACGGCAGUAAUUUGUCAGAACCCUAAAGUGACCGCCAUUAACUCGUGUAUAGAGGUGGACUUAGGUGGACAAGUCUGCGCUGACUCGAUAGGAGAAAGGAUAUACUCCGGUUUUGGUGGACAGAUUGAUUUUAUCAGUGGAGCUGCAUUAUCCUUAGACGGUAGAGGAAAGCCUAUUAUUGCCAUGACAUCUAGCACCAAGAGAGGAGAGAGUAAAAUUGUUAAUAUGCUGAAAACUGGUAGUGGUGUUGUUACAACAAGAGCGCAUGUCCAUUAUAUUGUGACGGAAUAUGGUAUAGCCUAUUUGUUUGGUAAGAACUUGCGACAACGAGCAUUUGAAUUAAUCAAAAUAGCACAUCCUGAACACAGAGAAAGAUUAGAAAAGGAGGCAUAUGAAAGAAUGAGGUGUAUGCCUUCGCCAUAUUAAGUUAUUUUAUUGCACACUCAAAAACCCGAUGUUUGAAACACUAAUUUAACAAAAACUAUUUGGCAUUAAAAGGUAAUAUGCAAGUGAUUUAGUUCAAAAUAUUAGACGGAUAUUUAAUUCGAAUUUACUGAAAACUCGUCUUUACAUGAGAUGCAUGAUCUAUUUCUCUGUAAUAAAAAAACAAUGCAUUAUUCUCUGCAAAAUGGGAAUGCUUGUUUGGUUUACAUAAGAAAAGGCGCAAUUCAUAAAGUUAGCAUGCUGUUAUCAUUAAGUAUUUGUUAUAAUCUAUUUCCGAAUGUACUUACUGUACAUUUAGAUUUUAAAGUACAGUUUUAUUGUACAUCUCUGUCUAAUGUACCAUCUUAUGUAACUGGCUUGA